AUGGGUAAAGGCCUAGGUUACGACCAUACAAACAAUGUCGAGAAGAUUAUCUGGGAGAAUGUGCCUGGCGAGACCUUCAAGUUUGUCGUUUCCAUCUGGAAUAAUGUUGAUGUUGAGGCACCUACGUCAUUCGCAGUAGCAUGGGGUAUUCGACCUUUGGCAAGACUAUAG
Messenger RNA from Fusarium pseudograminearum CS3096, 171 nucleotides. RefSeq lists its product as uncharacterized. The transcript has 2 exons. The coding region runs from base 1 to 171 and encodes 56 amino acids. Lineage: Eukaryota; Fungi; Ascomycota; Sordariomycetes; Hypocreales; Nectriaceae. The record is from RefSeq and is a predicted model, not a curated record.